This is a messenger RNA of Dendronephthya gigantea, 1852 nucleotides long. RefSeq names its product lysosome membrane protein 2-like. The record is from RefSeq and is a predicted model, not a curated record. Gene Ontology annotation, molecular function: scavenger receptor activity. Bases 1 to 1620 code for a protein of 539 amino acids. Gene Ontology annotation, cellular component: cytoplasm; membrane. The transcript has 2 exons. Lineage: Eukaryota; Metazoa; Cnidaria; Anthozoa; Malacalcyonacea; Nephtheidae.
AUGCCUAAGCACUCUGUUGGGACCCACAGACUGACCAUGGAAGGAGAUGGUCGCUCUGUACAAAAGAAACCGUGUUGCUGCCUACGACUUGGGUCAAAUCUAUGCCUUUUUAUUUUUGGUUUGUUUUUACUAAUCUCCGGUGUUGUCCUAAGGUCUGUUAUUGACCAAAUUUUUAAAGAUAAAAUCGAUGAGAACUUGGUUCUGAGACCUGGCUCACCAACAUACAAGCCAUGGGCCGAGCCAACCAUGCCAGUGCCCAAUAAAUAUUAUUUCUUUAACGUAGUGAAUCCGGACGAAGUAGUAAAAGAUGGAGCUAAGCCAGUUUUGGAAGAAAAAGGACCAUAUACUUUAUUGUCAUACCAGAAAAAAUUUAAUAUAACAUGGCAGGAUAAAGAUGGAACAGUAUCGUAUGACGAGAAAUCAUGGUUUAUAUACGAUAGUGCAUCUUCGUGCGAGUCAUGUGACUUAUACAAUGAUAAAAUAACGACAGUAAAUAUGCCACUAAUGGUUGUCGUUGAAAUGUUAAAAAAAUAUCCCGACUUCUUCCAUUGGAAAAGAUUAGUUGGUGGAAUCUUGAGGCGAUAUAAAGAAACAUUAUUUAUGACUCGUAAGGUUAAUGACUUAAUAUGGGGUUAUGAAGAUCCACUUUUGGUGGAAAUAAAUAAACUUAGGAAUGAAACUGUUGCAGCUUUACCUGCAUUAAACAAUUUUUUUCCAAAUGUAACUUCCAAAAUAUUUCUUCUACAAAAUAAUACACUCCAAGGACGCACAGUUGUUUAUACUGGAGUGAAGAACAUUGAAGAUAUACAGAAAUGGAAAAGCUGGAAGGGUAAAAAUAAUUUUGAUAUGUAUAAAACAAAAUAUGCCAACAUGUUGAAUGGUACUGAUGGAAGACAAUUCGCUCCUGAUGUGAAAAAGAAUGACAGAAUUUAUUUAAUUCUUAUUCAACUAUGUCGUUCAGUGUAUCUAACGUAUGAUCAAGAGUUAAAAGAUCAGGAUAUUGAUGUCUACCGGUUCGUAAUUCCGCAAGAGGUUCUUCUUAACGGUACAGUUGAUCCAGAUAAUGCCGCAUUCUAUGACUAUGGCUUGCUCCCAACCGGUUUGCUAGAUAGCCGCAAGUGUCAAGGUAGCGGAUCCUCAGCACCGGUGUUUAUAUCCUUACCACACUUUUACCUCGGAGAUCCGAGAUUGGUAGAUGCUGUUGUUGGCCUGAAACCAAAUAAGGAGAAACACCAAUUUUCAUUUGAUGUUGAACCAAUUUUGGGCGCCAUAAUGACUAAUGCAAUAAGAUUACAAGUGAAUGUUUUAAUCGAAGCUGAAAGAGAUAUAAGUCAAACUGGAUCAACGCCUUCAGCUUACGUGCCAGUUAUGUGGUUUGAAGUAGAAAUGUCGUUAGACUCCGACACAGCAGCUCUAUUUCGCAACGAUAUUAUUCUUCCAAUGGAAAUUUUUCAUGAUGUUGAAAUCGCCAUGAUAUGUCUAGGAUCUGUGCUUAUGUUGAUGACAAUGAUUAUAUUCUGUUGUGUUAGAAAAAGGAAAAAUCGGACUGCAAUAUGCUGCUGUAGUGAGAAUAAUGAAGAAAAAUCACCCUUAUUGAUUAAUUCAGGACAGGAAAGAUAAAUAACUAUAGGAUGAUGAAAAAAAGAUAAUAUAUUAUAUAUAGACGGGUCGUGAUCAUGGCUGAUUUUAUAUUAUUAUUAUUCCAAUAAUCCAAUUAGGAUCCGUUAAACGAAAAUGUGUAGCGCGGCAUAUAAAAAACAUUUGUAUAAUCAGGACGGUAUUUAUGGCACCGAAAUAGAUCAUUUUUCUCAUCAAAUUAGUAGAACAUUUAGAGAAAUUGUCGCACAUGCUG